CUUUCAAAUAGUACUGUUUUCCUACAGAGUUAUUCCCGUCUAUUCAAUCUAGGCCUUUCCAACCCUCCAUUUCGGAAUAUGGCACUACCUACCUCACUGCGAACGUCAGCAACUCCGCCAGAAUUGGAACUCAUUGCCUCUCAACAACUCAUUGAGAUCGUACCUCUGAUCGCGAUGGAGAAAACGGCCUUUAUCUUGGGUGCAUAUGGUCCGCUCAGACCACCAAUCAAAGCCAGUGUGCCCCUCUGGAUGGCGGUCAACCUGAAGCUCAAGAAGAAAUGCCAUAUCAUUGCUCCCCCGUGGCUAAACGUUGAAUUCCUGCAAAAUCGUUUAAACGAAGAAACAGGAAACAAAGUGUUCAGCAAGAUGCCUUUUCGGUUCGCUGAAAUUGCCAAAAUCUUACUGGAUGUUGCCCCCGACGACCUUGAAAGCCCGGAUAAAAUUCGUUCUCUGCUUAAGGACCUUCGAGAGGCACGCCAGGCUAAGUGUAGAGAUGGGCUGGCUGUUUUGGAUCGUGGUGAAACCAGUCUCUCAAACCUAUGUGCGAUGGAAAUAAAUGAAAUCCGACCCUUUUUUAUACAUGCAAAAAGCAUAAUUACCCAGCUGUACCGAGAAGAGGCGCAAGAUCUUCAAGAGGAUUCACAGGGCAUGACCAUGUCGUAGUACUAUAUACCGGUUUACAUUUACCA
Molecule: messenger RNA, 689 nt
Organism: Marasmius oreades (fairy-ring Marasmius)
Lineage: Eukaryota; Fungi; Basidiomycota; Agaricomycetes; Agaricales; Marasmiaceae
Exons: 5
Coding region: 79-663 (194 amino acids)
Biological process (GO): double-strand break repair via break-induced replication; DNA replication
Cellular component (GO): GINS complex; nucleus
Source: RefSeq, a predicted model, not a curated record